AUGUCCUCCGUCGCCGCUCACCACCUCUCGGCGAGGCCCGCGGUGGCCUGCCGCGCGACCCUUUCCCGACGGACCGCCGGCGACCGCGCCCCAGUCCGCACCAGGGUCCGGUCUCCCGCCGUCGCGGCCGCCGACACGGAGAAUCUUCCGGCGAACCUCAAGAAGAUCGUCUCAGCGUUCCAGAUGGUCCCCGACGCGAUGCAGCGGUACAAGCAGCUGCUGUUCUUCGCGGCGAAGCUGAAGGGCUUCGAUGAGGCGGACCGGGUGGACGAUAACAAGGUUCCCGGGUGCGUGAGCCAGGUGUGGGUGGUGCCGAGGAUCGAGGACGGACUGGUGUACUUCACCGCCGACUCGGACUCGCAGCUCACCAAGGGCCUCGCCGCGCUGCUGGUGGAGGGGCUGAGCGGGAGCACGCCCAAGGAGAUCAUGGCGGUGGAACCCAACUUCGUGGAGCUCCUGGGCCUGGGCCAGAGCCUCACGCCGAGCCGCACCAACGGGUUCAUGAACAUGCUCAGGCUCAUGCAGAAGAAGACCCUGGAGGCGUACAUGGCAGAUGAAGCUGCGGCAAAGGAGUGA
This is a messenger RNA of Micromonas commoda, 576 nucleotides long. RefSeq lists its product with no specific name. The record is from RefSeq and is a predicted model, not a curated record. Bases 1 to 576 code for a protein of 191 amino acids. The transcript has a single exon. NCBI's taxonomy places the organism in Eukaryota, Viridiplantae, Chlorophyta, Mamiellophyceae, Mamiellales, Mamiellaceae.